Staurois parvus is the source of this 261-nucleotide messenger RNA. The record is from the annotation of a GenBank genome assembly. Lineage: Eukaryota; Metazoa; Chordata; Amphibia; Anura; Ranidae.
AGUUCCUACCAGGGGCGGACUGACCAUUUGGAAACUCGGGCACUGCCCGAGGGCCCUGGGUCAGUAGAGGGCCCCAUGAGAUGCCCCUGGUACCUUUUUCAUAGGCUUUUUUGAGUUUGGGCAAGGACACAGGGACCCCAUGAUCCCCUAUUACCCAGGGGCCCAAUGAGUUGUCAGUCCGCCCCUGGUUCCUACACAAACACAGAUAUCAGUGCCUGAUAGCUGCAGAUUAAAUCACUGUCAAUUGUCCCAGUCAGUGCC